AUGAUGAGUCGAUUUAAUACUUGAGUUACAAAAGACACCGAAAUUUAGAUAUAAAUAUUAUUAAUACACUUCUAUCGUGACGUCGUUAAUAUAGUGACGCAGACGCGCGUUGAUGACGUGAGGUUCUCCGUGAAAACAUGGCGGCUGCCGUACCGGUGGUGGAGGAGGCUGAAGAUUAUUCCUUUUUGCCAAUUAUUCACGACGUCAUAAAAUGCAUGGAUAAAGACAGUCCAGACGUCCAUCAGGAGCUCAACAAGCUGAAGACGAAGAUCCAGGAGGCCCGCGAGCAGAUCUCCAGCAUGCCAGGCAUCGACAUGAGUCCAGCGGUGCAGGAGAGCAAACUGCAAACGCUCCGAGAACAGGUCCAGACCAAGAACCAGCUCCUGCAGAAAUACAAGAGCCUGUGCAUGUUUGACAUCCCUAAACCAUCCUGAUGUCCAGCAUGAACCGGCAGAGUUUAAUGUCAUGACACUCUCUCACCAACGGGGGCGACACUCACUCACUCACAUCUGCUGCAUGGAUUUGUUUUGUACAUAUCAUUUGCUUUUUCUUUGGACAGUAUUCAAAUCAGUGUGUGCUUUUUGUAUACUUUACAUUUGUGCAUUAAAUUUAUAAAACCACAUAUUUGAUAAAAGUUCAGUUGCAUUUAACACAUGAAAAAAAAUACUAGUGUUUUUGAAGCAUACUACACUGUCAGAAAUAAUCUGUCAAUGUGGCAUUUUUGUCUCUAAAGGUACAUAUUAAUAACUAAAAAGUGCAAAUGUGCAUCUUAAAGAUACAAAAGUAAACCUUUUUUGUAAAUAUCAUUCACUUUUACUUUGGACAUCACAUUCGGACUUUUGCUUUGUGCAUUAAAUUAAUUAAAGCACCUUUUAAA
This is a messenger RNA of Danio rerio (zebrafish), 877 nucleotides long. The record is from RefSeq and is a predicted model, not a curated record. NCBI's taxonomy places the organism in Eukaryota, Metazoa, Chordata, Actinopteri, Cypriniformes, Danionidae.